AAUAUUCGAGGCUGCGAAGCCAAGCUUGAAACACAGGCGAUAUGGCAUUAUGUCGACGCAUCUUCUUUCACUCUCCCUUACAUAAAACAUCUUCUUCCCAUUUUCUUCCCUCCAAUCUAAUUACUUUCUUCCCCAACUAUCCUCCUAGGUUUCCUAAUUUCUCUAAGCUGCCACUCCUGCGAGAAGGUUCUCCACCUCUUAUCUCCUGUGUUCACGCCUCAUCGUUACCGUCGCCUUCCAUGGACUCUCCUCCUCAAGGUUACAGAAGAAAUGUUGGUAUUUGUCUUAUCAAUUCUUCCAAAAAGAUUUUUGCUGCUUCAAGGCUUGAUAUACCUGAUGCUUGGCAAAUGCCGCAGGGUGGAAUUGAUGAGGGUGAAGAUCCAAAAGUUGCAGCCAUAAGAGAAUUAAAAGAAGAGACAGGUGUCAACUCAGUAGAAGUUCUGCAGAGCGUUGGUGAUGGAGGACUAUCCCAUAUGCAAACUUUAGACUCGCUUGUUUCAGUACCUUAUUGGUUGACAUAUGACUUCCCACCGGAAGUCCGAGAAAAGCUUAAACAUCAAUGGGGAUCAGACUGGAAAGGUCAAGCACAGAAGUGGUUUCUUCUUAAAUUCAUUGGGAAUGAAGAUGAAAUCAAUCUUUUGGGUGACGGAACUGAAAAACCAGAGUUUGGCGAGUGGUUGUGGAUGUCACCUGAAGAAAUAAUUGUGCAUGCGGUAGAUUUCAAGAAGUCUGUUUACAAAGAGGUUUUGGCAGUUUUCGCUCCCCAUCUUCAGUAACAACUUUGUUUAGAUGUUGAUUGUUUGCACUGCUAUCAAAUGAAUUCAUAUUGAUUCUGGUUUGGCCGAGGAAAAGUGGUACUUUUUGCCAUCUGCCUCCCUUUCACUCAGAUAAAAAUUCUACUCCUAUAUCACUGACAUAUUUAUAAUCUCCCGUUGUGUUAACUAAGGAACAGAGAAUUGUACAUUUUUCUUAAUUAUCACAGUUAAAUCCGAUAUACCCGUGUCAACAUUUUUCGUACAACUAAACUGCCAACAACUACGAAGUUGUGUUAUUAUGGCUUGAGGAAGAAUGUCAAGUAUGUGAUAUUGUCUCUUCAAUUCAGAGUUCUUGAAUUUAUUA
Molecule: messenger RNA, 1119 nt
Organism: Carica papaya (papaya)
Lineage: Eukaryota; Viridiplantae; Streptophyta; Magnoliopsida; Brassicales; Caricaceae
Source: RefSeq, a predicted model, not a curated record